This is a messenger RNA of Anoplophora glabripennis (Asian longhorned beetle), 1958 nucleotides long. RefSeq names its product facilitated trehalose transporter Tret1-2 homolog. The annotation marks the transcript as partial. Gene Ontology annotation, biological process: transmembrane transport. NCBI's taxonomy places the organism in Eukaryota, Metazoa, Arthropoda, Insecta, Coleoptera, Cerambycidae. The transcript is spliced from 3 exons. The record is from RefSeq and is a predicted model, not a curated record. Gene Ontology annotation, cellular component: membrane. Gene Ontology annotation, molecular function: transmembrane transporter activity.
AUAACUAGUAAAUCUUAUAAGGGGCAGAGACGAACCGUAUUUUAUCAAACCUCAAGACAUUUCGCUCAUAACAUGGAUAAUAAAAUCAAAGCACUUGAUGAGCAACAUGAAACAGUCUAUAAGCCCCUAACAUAUGAGAUAUCCGAACCUCAUCUUUUAAAAGACGAUGGAGAGUGCAAGAAAAAGAAUAGUUUAUUUUUAUACAUUUCUUCAAUAACAGCUGACCUUCUGAUGUUUGACUGCGGCUGUAAUUUCACAUGGACUUCUCCGGCCAUUCCAACACUACGCUCGAGUGACAUUGACAUCAAUCCACUAGGAGUACCGGUGACAACUGUACAAGAGUCUUGGAUUGCUGCACUGGUAAAUUUGGGAGCAGCAGUCGGACCGUUAGCUUUCGGAAAAUUUGCCGACGUUUUUGGAAGGACAAAAGUAUUGAUGAUGAUAGCUGUAUUAAAAAUUGUAUCCUACAUCAUACUCGCGUUUGCACAGAACAUAUAUCUUUUUUAUUUGGCUCGGUUUCUCUUAGGGGUAGGUAUGGGGUUGAGUUUUGCUUUAAUGCCCAUGUAUACGGGAGAAAUUUCUGAAGACCACAACAGAGGAAGGUUGGUUUCGAUAAUGGCUGUGCUAACAACAUUAGGGAUGCUAUAUUCACUUGUUGUGGGUCCUCUUUUACCUCUAAAAGCAUUUACUCUUUCCUGUGCUUCCUUCUUAAUAAUUGCUCUUGUUGGUUUUUUGUCUUUUAUUCCGGAAUCGCCAGUUUAUUUAGUAUCCACAGGAAAGUUUUCGAGCGCAAAAAAAACUUUAAUGAAACUGAAAAAUUUGGAUUCGAAAUCGGCUGAGAAAGAUUUAAUGCAAUUAACUAGAAUUACAGAGGAAGAAAAUUCAAAUAAAAGUAUGUUUAAAAAUAUUUUCGGAACACCAUCACUACGUAAGGGAAUAUUAAUUUGUUUAAGUUUAUGUUCUCUUCAGCACUUAUCAGGCAUAUUUCCGAUCACGGCUUUCAUUGGACCUAUUUUUGACGCAGCAGGGAGCAAAAUUUCUACCAACCUUUCUGUAAUUUUUGUUUCAGUAAUACAGCUUAUCUCUAGCAUACUUUCCUCACUUCUUAUUGAAAGAGUUGGAAGAAAGCCGUUGCUAUUAUUGUCAACAUUCGGAACUUCUGUAACACUUUUAUUCCUCGGUGUAUAUUUUUAUCUAAAGGAAAUGGAAUCUCCGUAUACACAGGGUCUUUUUUGGUUACCUGUCACGUCUCUUACUGCCUACAUGAUUGCUUUUAGCAUUGGUCUUACUAACGUACCUCUGACAAUAGUAAGUGAGGUAUUUCCAUCCAAUGUUAGAUCAAUUGCUUCAUCAUUCGUCGCCUUCUUUGGAGCUUUUACUGGCUUCACAGUUACCUUCAUCUUUCCACUAGUUAUGACAUUUUUAGGUGGUGCAAAAUGUUUUUGGUUAUUUGCGGGAGUGACCAUUCUAGGGACCAUAUUUAUUUAUUUUGUAAUUCCUGAAACCAAAGGCAAGUCUCUAGCGGAAAUACAAGCAAUUCUAAGCAAAAGUCGAAAAUAAACUUGUAUCAUGUGUUUUACUAAACAAUACAUCUAAAUAAAAAAUUUGUUUCUGUAUAUCUACCUAAUUUAUUAUUAGUAUCUAAUUACUAAUAAAGUAUAACUUAAUACAAUCAGUCUUGUUCUGGUGUACAACUUUGCUCCUGUGAUACGGCACAAUUAAGGGAAAAAAGGGUCUUUAAACAUGAUUGUGGAAACUCUUAAUUUUUUAUAUAUAACGCGAUAAAUUAAAUAUAUAUAUACACCUGUGUGUGUUUUUCUGGGAUGGUAUGCAGCUUUAGUUUACGAUUGUCCACAAAUGUAUGUACCAUAUUUUUUUACCUCCAGAGGCCUAGUUCCGAGGAUGACUUUAGUAAUUUUAAGUUUCAUUUCAAUUAAAUCCGUUCAUUAUUUUAUAAU